AUGUACCAUCACCUGCGGCUUGCAAAACGAGACUUCAUGCUGGUCGUCAGCGUGGUCUUCCUUGUCAGCCUCACCCUUUCGUUGAUGCAGAGAACAACCAGGAGUGUUCUCCUUCAUAUGACAGCCAGAGAAGAGGAGCUGGUUCGUGCCGUUGAGAAACUGCCUCUACAGAAACUGGACGAAGAGAUUUUGGCGCAUUUGCUGCUGACGCAAGGAUGCCCUUGGCAGGCCAGUGCUAGAGCAAUGGCCCAGUACAGGACGGAACUGGGAAGAUGCUGCAAUGCCUCUUUCUGGCUCGCGAUCACCAAGGAAAAUACACCUCUGGGAUCGGACAUCCUCUUGGAUGGGAACAAAGGCAAGAAACUGCCAGUCGGAGCUGAGCUGAUGGACCUGCUGCCAGAGAGAUCACCCAUCCCAGGCAUUCUGUAUGACCAGUGUGCAGUGGUGGGAAAUGGUGGAAUCCUCCAGAAUAGCAGCUGCGGGCAGGAAAUCGACCAGGCAGAUUUAAUAAUAAGGUUCAACCUGCCUCCUAUGAAUUACUCUGAAGACGUGGGGACAAAGACAAGCCUGGUGACCAUAAAUCCCAGCAUCCUUCAAACUAAAUUCAAUAAGCUGGAGGCCCACAGGAAGCCUUUUGCAGACGCCCUGCGACCUUACAGGAGCGCCCUCGUCUUCAUUCCCGCUUUCUCGUUCGUGGGCCACAGUGAACUCGCGUACCGAGCUCUGUACACCAUGGAGGACUUUGGCACGGGGCAGCGGGCUUACUUCUGGAACCCGCACUAUCUGGACACCCUGGGCAUAUACUGGAAAGCUCGUGGCUUCUAUCCCCAUCGCCUCUCCUCUGGCUUUAUGCUCGUCAACAUGGCCUUGGAGUUCUGCAAGCGCAUCACUCUCUAUGGCUUCUGGCCCUUCUCACAUGACCCGGCCGGCCGGCCAAUACCGCAUCACUAUUACGACAACACUUGGCCCAAGCCUGGCGUACAUGCCAUGAGCCAGGAGUUCUCACACUACCUCCACAUGUACGCCCAGGGCGUGCUACAAUUACGACUAGGCAGUUGCCAGUGA
Molecule: messenger RNA, 1065 nt
Organism: Gekko japonicus
Lineage: Eukaryota; Metazoa; Chordata; Lepidosauria; Squamata; Gekkonidae
Product: alpha-N-acetylneuraminide alpha-2,8-sialyltransferase-like
Exons: 6
Coding region: 1-1065 (354 amino acids)
Biological process (GO): N-glycan processing; oligosaccharide metabolic process
Molecular function (GO): alpha-N-acetylneuraminate alpha-2,8-sialyltransferase activity
Source: RefSeq, a predicted model, not a curated record